CACAAUGCUGCUCUCUGAUCGUAUGACCGGUGCAAUCCACAGGCUCGCCGUCCUGCUCCUCUGUGCGGCAGCAGCCAUCUCCGGCGGCGCCGGGGCGGCGCGCGUGGACACCUUCAGCUACCCUGCCUUCGACACCACCACGAUGCGGGACCUCGUGGCGGCCAGCAACGCGGCCAUCCUCCUGCCGGCGUCCCUCCUUUUCGAACACGACGACGCCUUCUCCGAGUUCAACCGCACCGAGGGCUUCCUCCUGCUCCCCGGCACCGUCGACGUCUGGCGCCCCGGCGCCGGCGGGGCCCUGGCCGUCGAGGCCUCCUUCAACACCAGCUUCACGCUGACCGCCGCCGCGCCCGUCGCAUUCGUCCUCCUCCUCGACAGCCUCCCGCCGCUGCACGGCCGGGGCGGCCUCCGCGGCUUCGCCAACUACACCUCGCCCGACGACGGAGUCAGCAUCGCCGCCGCCGGCGGCCUCGCGACCGUCGAGGCCGGCCCGGUGAGGUCGUACGGCCCGGACGACCCCGCCGUCGGCCUCAACGUCACCGUCACGCCCAACGUUACGGCGGCUAGCAGGACCGUGUGGAUCGAGUACGCCGCCGCUGGACACCGUCUGUCCGUGCGCGUGGCUAGCGCCGGCGAGCCGAGGCCGGCCAUGGCCCUCAUCGACGCGCCACUCGGCCUCGCCGGGCGGCGCACCACCGAGACCGCGUCCGUCGGAUUCUUCGCCGCCGCGAUCCAGGACAUCGUCGUCGGUGUCCGCGACUGGCACCUGGCGGUGGACAGCUUUGAGGGCGGCGGGAAGAAGGGCACGGCGUGGUGGGUGAUACUGCUCGCGGUGCUCGGGUCUGUGGCUGCCACGGCCGCCGUUGUCACCGCGGUGGUGUGCUGCUUGCAGUCCAGGCUGCGGCGGGAGCGCAACAUGCAGCCGCCGAAGAUGUAGCUUGGCAUCAUUUAGUGAUACGUAGGGCCCGUGGCAACAAGUAUUGCUUAUUAGUAGUAUGUAUGCCUUGAUCACAGUUUGAUUAGAUUUUUAACAAAAAAUGUUGUAUGUAUGUAUGUAAUCUCGCUUAGUUAGGGGUUUAAAACUCUGCUAAGACUAAGAGAUAGUAUGGUUAUGGUUCUUGCUAUGUCACGUGCUUUUUUUUAGGGUCACCUGGGGAAUCCCCGGCCCACCUAAAUUUCA
Molecule: messenger RNA, 1180 nt
Organism: Setaria italica (foxtail millet)
Lineage: Eukaryota; Viridiplantae; Streptophyta; Magnoliopsida; Poales; Poaceae
Exons: 1
Coding region: 5-937 (310 amino acids)
Source: RefSeq, a predicted model, not a curated record